AUGGCCUCACCAAUUCCCCGCGGCCUCAAACAGGUCCUCGCCAAGUCCCCCAACGACAUUGUCAUCCUCUCGUCCUUGCGCACACCGGUCACCCGCGCCAAGAAGGGCGGCUUCAAGGAUGCCUACCCGGAAGAGCUGCUCGCCAAUGUGCUGCGCGCAACCCUGAAGGCCAACCCCAACCUGGACCCCGCGCUAAUCGAUGAUGUGACUAUCGGUUCCGUGCUGCAAGAGCUGGGCGGUGCAAAGGCCGGCCGCAUGGCGCAGAUCCACGCUGGAUUCCCUCACUCCGUGCCCUUCAACACCAUCAACCGCCAGUGCUCCUCCGGCCUGGCCGCCAUCACGGCCGUGGCAUACGGCAUCCGCGCAGGCGCGCUCAACGUCGGUGUCGGCGGUGGUAUGGAGUCCAUGACCCGCAACUACGGCUCGCGAGCUAUCCCGACUGUCCUGUGGCCCGAGCUGAAGGAGUCGCACUCCCAGGAUGCGAAGGACUGCAUCAUGCCCAUGGGUCUGACCUCCGAGAAUGUCGCCGAGAGGUAUGGUAUCUCACGCGCUGACCAGGAUGCUUUCGCGGCUGAGUCGCACAAGAAGGCAUCUGCUGCCCAGAAGGCUGGUCGCUUCGAUAGCGAGAUUAUUCCCGUUACUACUAAGACCCUCGAUCCCGAGAACCCCGAUGCGCCAGCCAAGGAGGUCACCAUUACUCAGGAUGACGGUAUCCGCCACAACCUCUCCGUUGAGAAGAUGGCUUCCCUCAAGCCUGCCUUCAAGCCCGACGGCGCUAGCACCGCCGGUAACAGCUCUCAGGUCAGCGACGGUGCCGCUGCUGCUCUCCUAAUGCGCCGCUCCACCGCCGAGGAGCUCGGCCUGUCCGGCUCCAUCAAGGCUCGCUGGGUCGCCACCGCCGUUGCUGGCUGUGCUCCCGACGAGAUGGGCGUCGGCCCUGCUUUUGCUAUCCCGAAGCUGCUUGAGACCGUUGGCGUGCAGGUUCCCGAUGUCGGCGUCUGGGAGAUCAACGAGGCUUUUGCCUCGCAGGCUCUGUACAGUGUCCGCAAGCUCGGCAUUGACGAGGCCAAGGUCAACCCCAACGGUGGUGCUAUUGCUAUCGGUCACCCUCUUGGUGCCACUGGUGCCCGCCAGCUGGCUGAUCUGAUCCCCGAGCUUGAGCGCAGCGGUAAGGAUAUCGGUGUUGUCAGCAUGUGCAUUGGUACUGGUAUGGGCAUGGCUGGUAUGUUCGUUCGGGAGUAA
Messenger RNA from Penicillium cinerascens, 1242 nucleotides. Its product is annotated as Thiolase-like subgroup. The record is from RefSeq and is a predicted model, not a curated record. Gene Ontology annotation, cellular component: peroxisome. Gene Ontology annotation, biological process: fatty acid beta-oxidation; phenylacetate catabolic process. The coding region runs from base 1 to 1242 and encodes 413 amino acids. Gene Ontology annotation, molecular function: acetyl-CoA C-acyltransferase activity. Lineage: Eukaryota; Fungi; Ascomycota; Eurotiomycetes; Eurotiales; Aspergillaceae. The transcript has a single exon.